AGAAAUAACUUCCAUAACACAACACACUAUAUGAGGUCGCGCGUAACCAUAAGCUGCUGCCAAAGAUCUAGCCUAAAAUAAUGGAAAAUGUACAAGAAUCAAAUUAAGCAGGAAGGAAGGAGAUGAAGAAGAGAAAGUGAACGCUGAGAACAGAGAAGCCGAAAGAGAAAGGAAGAUGGAAGAUAUGAUCAUUGCUUCUUCUUCUUCAAGGGAGGCAAUCUCUGCUGCUCCUCCUUCUGUUUCUUCUCCUAAGAAGGCUGCUGGAGGAUGGAGAUCCAUAAAAUACAUUCUUGGGAAUGAGUCCUUCGAGAAGUUAGCUUCAAUGGGUUUGAUAGCCAAUCUAACAGUUUAUCUACAGACCCAGUACAAUAUGGAUGGGAUUCUCGUGGUUAAUGUAUUCAAUGUUUGGUCUGGUUCCUCUAAUCUUACACCAUUAGCUGGUGCUUUCUUAUCUGAUGCAUAUCUGGGCAGGUUCUGCACUCUUCUAUACGGUUCCAUAUCAUCUUUCCUGGGCAUGGUGAUCAUCACUCUCACCGCAGGUGUACAUGAUUUAAGACCAGUCAGCUGCCAUGGAGAAACCAAUUGCGAACAGCCUCACAGUUGGCAGCUUGCUAUCCUCUUUGUGGGUCUUGCAUUGCUUGCUAUUGGAGCAGGAGGGAUUAGGCCUUGCAACAUUGCUUUUGGAGCUGAUCAAUUCGACACGAGAACAGAAUCUGGAAGAGCCCAACUAGCGAGCUUCUUCAACUGGUGGUACUUCUCUUUCACUGUAGCUCUCAUUAUAGCUCUCACAGUGGUGGUCUACGUUCAGACCAAUGUCAGUUGGGUUGUUGGUUAUGCCAUUCCAGCUGCUUGUCUGUUCUUCUCUAUUUCAGUUUUCUUGAUUGGUAGAAACACUUACAUGAUCAAGAAGGCGCAAGGAAGCGUUUUUGUUGACAUUUUCAAAGUGAUUGUAGCUGCCUUGAAGAAACGCAGUCUUGAAUUGGCUUCUGGGCAUUCCCUUUAUGAUCCUUCAAUGGUUGAAUGGGACCAGCAAGAAUCAAAACUUGAUCACACUGAUAAAUUUAAGUUCUUCGAUAAGGCUGCUAUACUUGCUGAUCCAAGCGAACUGAAUGAAAAUGGCAUGCCCAGAAAUUCUUGGAGACUAUGUAGUGUGCAUCAGGUGGAACAGCUAAAACUGCUGCUAGGAGUAGUGCCAGUUUGGUUUACAGGAAUUUGUUGCUUUAUUACCAUGGACCAAAUGAGUACUUUUGGGUUGAUGCAAGCAAUUCAAUCAAACAACUCCAUAGGCAAUUUCAAAAUUCCACCAGGCUGGAUGGGCCUCAGUUCGAUGAUUGCCCUUUCAAUCUGGAUCUUCAUUUAUGAGAAAAUUUACCUGGUUCAAGCAAAUAAAAGUUCUAAGAAAGACAAAAGAUUGACGAUGAGACAGAGAAUCAACAUUGGUAUUAUAAUGGCAAUUCUAUGUAUGUUGGUAGCUGCAGGUGUUGAGAAGAAGCGCCGGGACUUGGCUUUGAAAAAUGGCUCCCUCGUGUCACCUAUGCAUAUUCUGGUGCUCAUUCCACAGUUUGCCUUGUCGGGUUUAAACGAAGCAUUCACUGCGGUUGCUGUUAUGGAAUUCUUUAGCACUCAUUUGCCAGAAAGCAUGAGAACAAUUGCUGGGGCAAUCUUCUUUCUCAGCCUGUCUGCAGCUAGUUACCUGAACACGGCUCUUGUCAAUUUAGUCCAUCAUUUGACAGGGAGGAAUGGAAAAUCACCAUGGUUGGGAGGCCAUGAUCUUAAUAAAAUUAGAGUGGAGAACUAUUACUACCUUACUGCUGGUCUAGCAGCUUUGAAUCUCCUAUAUUUCAAUCUUUUUUCAUACCGUUAUGUGAAGAACAAUGCUGAUGUAACCGAAUCAUCAAGACAAGAGGAAAAUGAUUUAGAGAAGAAAGCUACUGCUUAAUUUGUUUUGAUUUCCUUUCUGAAGCCUUAAGUAUUAUUCUAUUGUCUAUCUGUUUCCUUAGUCAGCAACUUCAGUCUCAUAAGUAAUUGUUUCUUUCUUUUGAUUGGAUUAAUUGAUUUAUAAUUAAGGAGAGAGUAAUCUAAUGUUUUUAGCUUGAAA
Hevea brasiliensis (rubber tree) is the source of this 2098-nucleotide messenger RNA. RefSeq names its product protein NRT1/ PTR FAMILY 2.8. Gene Ontology annotation, cellular component: plasma membrane. Bases 176 to 1939 code for a protein of 587 amino acids. Lineage: Eukaryota; Viridiplantae; Streptophyta; Magnoliopsida; Malpighiales; Euphorbiaceae. The record is from RefSeq and is a predicted model, not a curated record. Gene Ontology annotation, biological process: transmembrane transport. Gene Ontology annotation, molecular function: transmembrane transporter activity. The transcript is spliced from 3 exons.